UGUAAGUCAAUUAAGAGUCAUGCGCAAAGUAACUAUUUUUAUUUUAGUUGCAAUAGGUCUUGUUGCUGUUGCCGGGCUUGGCGUUCUGAUUUGGUGGUUGGUGUCCUCUGAUGAUCCGCCCUAUGAAAUAAUAGAAUUGAAGGGAGAAAACAUAGGCAAUGUCAGCUAUACGGCAGCAUUCACAAGAGUACGUGGCAAAGGUGACGUCUUCUGGUGGUUUUACCCAACCCUUGCCGAGACCCCAACUAAAAGACCUCUGUUGUUAUGGUUCCAUGGCGUCACAGGGCUCCCAGCAAGCUUCCUCGCCAACUUCGGCAUGUUCGGACCGUACGACGUGCAUCUCACUAAGAGAAAUGAUUCCCUGGUAAAUGACUAUAAUUUACUAUUUGUCGAUGCCUCCAUUGGGACCGGCUUCAGUACAGCCGAAUCAGAAGAUAGAGAUCUCCCAAGUUUAGAUGAAAAUGUUGAGAGUUUGUGGAGAAUGCUUCAAUCAUUUUACGAUGUACACAACGAGUACCGGGAAUCUCCUAUUUACUUAUGUAGCAUGGGAGACGGAUCGCAUUUAGUGAUCCCUUUAGUUACAAAGUUAGCUAUGGAAGAUAACGUGUCUGAUCAAAUCAAAGGAGUUAUUUUAGGCAAUCCAGUUAUUUCACCAGCCUUAGCGUUAACGAAACUUGGAUAUUAUUUGGAGGAACUCGCUUACAUCGAUGGGAGAGGUAGAACAGAAAUUGAAAGUUUUUCAAACCUUACGUACUCGCUUGUUCAAUCAGAAUCUUUUGAGCGGGCGUUUGAUCAGUUUUCAUCCAUAGACAAUUUUGUUAAUAACAACGCCGGAGCCGUUAGCGUCAAUUUAAACUAUAUUGUUGAAAAACUUACGCGCGAAUCAAAUAGGGAUUACUUUGGACAAAACAAUUACGUAAACAGAAUACUUGGUUUAAGUCAAAACGCUUCUGUCUUUAUGGACACUGUAGUUAGACCAGCCCUAGGUAUCUCAAAUGAGAUAAGAUACGACGGACAACGGGAAAAAGCUAUUCAAGCGUUUAAGAGCUCUUAUAUGAAACCUAUUGUUCAUGCAGUUGAGCACAUUCUUAAUGAAACAAAUGUGAACGUUACUAUUUAUAACGGCAACUUGGAUGCGGUUUCUAAUACUCCAGGUCAGUGGGAGUGGAUCCGAACUCUGAAUUGGCAAGGUCAAGAAGAAUUCCUAAAUCAGACAAGGAGGCCAAUGGUAUUGAACGGGUUGCUGGAAGGAUAUUCUAGAAUAACCGAUAAACUGCGAUUCUAUUGGAUAAACGUAGCUGGACUUAUGGUUCCACUGGAAAAUCCUGUCGCUUUUAAGUCACUUUUGCAUUUUGCAACGUCGUGAAUCUUUUACUUUUAAAAUGUUGGCAACUAUAAAUAUAAUAUUCACUUUAAA
Danaus plexippus (monarch butterfly) is the source of this 1417-nucleotide messenger RNA. RefSeq lists its product as uncharacterized. The coding region runs from base 20 to 1366 and encodes 448 amino acids. The record is from RefSeq and is a predicted model, not a curated record. Gene Ontology annotation, biological process: proteolysis. The transcript has 9 exons. Gene Ontology annotation, molecular function: serine-type carboxypeptidase activity. NCBI's taxonomy places the organism in Eukaryota, Metazoa, Arthropoda, Insecta, Lepidoptera, Nymphalidae.